Molecule: messenger RNA, 1751 nt
Organism: Neofelis nebulosa (Clouded leopard)
Lineage: Eukaryota; Metazoa; Chordata; Mammalia; Carnivora; Felidae
Product: keratin, type II cuticular Hb5-like
Exons: 9
Coding region: 73-1557 (494 amino acids)
Biological process (GO): keratinization; intermediate filament organization
Cellular component (GO): keratin filament
Molecular function (GO): structural constituent of skin epidermis
Source: RefSeq, a predicted model, not a curated record
CAGGUCUCCAGCGUGAGACCUGUGUGCUUCGGGCCUCUCCAUUUUCCCUGCACUGCCCUGCACCGCGGAGGCAUGGCCAGCCGUCCCCACCGCAUCCGCUCCGGCUAUGGGGUCAGGAACUUCAGCUCCUGCUCUGCCGUCCUGCCCAAGCCGUCGGCCCACAGCUGCUCCAGUGCCAUGGCCUACCGCGGGGGCAGUCCUGGGGGGCCCGGCUACAGGCGCCUCGGGGGCUUUGGCAGCCGGAGCCUGUGCGCAGUGGGGUCCCCGCGGAUGGCGGUGAGCUGUGGAUGGCCCCUGCGCAGCGGGGGCAGCUUUGGCUACCGCAUAGGGGGCCUUUGUGGACCCAGCCCGCCCUGCAUCACCAGCGUGUCGGUCAACGAGAGCCUCCUCACGCCCCUCAACCUGGAGCUUGACCCAAACGCGCAGUGCGUCAAGCACCAGGAGAAGGAGCAGAUCAAGUGCCUGAACAACAAGUUUGCUGCCUUCAUUGACAAGGUGCGCUUCCUGGAGCAGCAGAACAAGCUUCUGGAGACCAAGUGGCAGUUCUACCAGAACCGCAAGUGCUGCGAGAGCAACCUGGAGCCCCUGUUCGAGGGCUACAUCGAGACGCUGAGGCGGGAGGCCGAGUGCGUGGAGGCCGACAGCGGGAGGCUGGCCUCGGAGCUCAACCACGUGCAGGAGGUGCUGGAGGGCUACAAGAAGAAGUAUGAAGAAGAAGUGGCCCUCAGGACCACGGCUGAGAAUGAGUUUGUGGUGCUGAAGAAGGACAUAGACUGUGCCUACCUGCGCAAGGCUGACCUGGAGGCAAAUGUGGAGGCGCUAAGGGAGGAGAUGGGCUUCCUACAGGCCCUCUAUGAGGAGGAAAUCUACCUCCUUCAGUCACAAAUCUCUGACACCUCGGUGGUCGUCAAAAUGGACAACAGCCGGGAGCUCAACAUGGACUCAGUGGUGGCCGAGAUCAAGGCUCAGUAUGACGACAUCGCCAGCCGCAGCCGGGCUGAGGCCGAGUCCUGGUACCAAACCAAGUGCGAGGAGAUGAAGGCCACGGUGAGCCAGCAGGGCGAGAACCUCCGCAGAACCAAGGAUGAGCUCAAUGAGCUGAACCGCAUGAUCCAGAGGCUGACGGCAGAGGUGGAGAAUGCCAAGCAGCAGCGGUGCAAGCUGGAGGGCGCCGUGGCUGAGGCAGAGCAGCAGGGCGAGGCAGCCCUCGGUGAUGCCAAAUGCAAGCUGGCGGGGCUGGAGGCCGCCCUGCAGAAGGCCAAGCAGGACAUGGCCUGUCUGCUCAAGGAGUACCAGGAGGUGAUGAACUCCAAGCUGGGCCUGGACGUGGAGAUUGCCACUUACAGAAAGCUGCUGGAGGGCGAGGAGAGCCGCUUGUGUGAAGGCGUGGGCUCCGUCAAUAUCUGUGUGAGCCGUUCCCAGGGUGGCGUGAUCUGCGGUGACCUCAGUGCCACUGUCCCUCGUGGCCCAGGGGUUGUGGCUUCCAGCAGUGGUGCCCUCUGCUCCCCCUCUGUAGUGGGGGCCUGCUCCGGUGUGAGAUCCGUGCGGUUUGCAUAGUGGGCAGGGGACUCCGGCGGGUGCCCCCCUCUGAUAGGGGCAUGGGUGGGGAGCAGGAGGGGAAAAUCAUUUCUCUCCCAGACCCCCAUGCCUGUUUAGUAACUUCCCCUGGCUGGAACCCAGACUGUCUCUCCAGUUUUCUUCCUAUUGCAGUUAUGAUUUACUCUUUGUGUGCAAACCCUGGGUGUAACAUU